GGUAUAGUGAAUUUUCCGUUGUUAGAACCUCUUGUAGCGAAAUUCACCUCUAUAUAACGAAUGUUCCACGACUGCACCUUGUUAUAACGAACGUAAACAAACGUCGCAACGAUAACAAAGGACAACAAACAAACAAUCGUGUCUCGACAUGAAAGCUUGUCUUGACAUGAAAGCUUAGUCACAGCCACUCCGGUCUGAACUGCUAGACGAGUUUAUUCAGUUGUUGUGGAAAGUUUGGAUUGUGCGGUGCUUCGGAAUUAAGUUACAGUAGUUUCGUGACGAUGGACGCCAAUAACAAAAAGAAACGGCGCGCUAUAAGCGUAGAGUGUAAACGAAAAAUUAUCAAAUGCGUUGAAGACAAUCCGGCAAAAAAAAAAUUGGACAUCGUGAAAGAAUUGGGCAUUUCGCCCAGCACUUUAGCUACAAUUUUAAAAAAGAAAGAGAAGUUCGAUGACGGAAGUGUACUGUGUUCCAAAAUCAGAAAGAUAAGAUCGUGUGAGCUGAAGGACGUAGAGGAGUGUGUGGUUAAAUGGUUGAAGCAGUGCCGAGACAAAAAUAUUGCAAUAAGUGGACCUAUACUUCAAGAAAAAGCCCAACAGUUUGCUUUUGAACUGGGACACGAGAACUUCCGAGCAAGCAGUGGAUGGUUGCAAAACUUUAAAAAACGAAAAUGAACUUAUUUUUCGA
Homalodisca vitripennis (glassy-winged sharpshooter) is the source of this 687-nucleotide messenger RNA. RefSeq names its product tigger transposable element-derived protein 6-like. The record is from RefSeq and is a predicted model, not a curated record. The transcript has a single exon. Gene Ontology annotation, molecular function: DNA binding. The coding region runs from base 282 to 674 and encodes 130 amino acids. NCBI's taxonomy places the organism in Eukaryota, Metazoa, Arthropoda, Insecta, Hemiptera, Cicadellidae. Gene Ontology annotation, cellular component: nucleus.